AUGAAACUACACAGUGCUUACAAAUUUAAUAGUCUCACCAUUUACUACUCCACAAUACUAUCAACGAACACAGCAGUUAUUCUACAAAAACAAAACAUCACACAUCCAUUCAUCGAUCACAUAUUUAAGCAAGUUAAUGAGGCUGAACAACAAGGACUGUUAGGUGUUGGUGAUGUUGAAAAUGAGCCCGAGAUGAUGAUUAUUGCUCCUGUACGAUUUAAUCGAUUGAGACGUUAUUUUCGACAUCGGAAACGUAUGUUGCGUGCUCAAUACAGAAUGAUGCGAUUACAGAGACGUCUUUAUCGUCGACAUUAUCGUCAUGGGUAUGGAUAUGGUGUUUACCCUUAUUGAAAAUACUAGUUAAAUGUGAUUUCCCAUUCUGACAAUUGCGUCUUUAUAUUUUCGAAAAUUUCACAUGGUAAAUAAGUUAGCAGCUUUAUUUGCCUAGAAUUUCUUUAUUAUGUGAACAAAUAAACCACCAGGCAUCAAACUGGAAGUAAUUUUAAUCUUUAUUGUUUAAUAAACUUUUAAUGACCACUGUGAAAUUUCUUACUGCUGUUUUAAUUUUCCUAUUCUCAUUAUUAUGGAGACAUUAUGUUUGUUAAAGAGAUUAUUGUGAG
Heterobilharzia americana is the source of this 620-nucleotide messenger RNA. Lineage: Eukaryota; Metazoa; Platyhelminthes; Trematoda; Strigeidida; Schistosomatidae. The record is from the annotation of a GenBank genome assembly.